UGUGGAGGACUAACUUUCUAUAUAAAGGGUCUCCAUGUUAGUGUAUUCUUCUAUCUAAACACAAGCAUAUUGACUUGUUAGUUUUGGGUUCAGGGGUUUCUACAUUGUCUCAGUCUCUCCUCAUUUCAAGUCUAUUUUCGUUAUACAAGGUCACCCAGGUGAGAGGGUGAAGAAAAAAUGGCAUUUUUCAUAGCUUCUUCUCAAAUUUUAGUGAUCUUUGCUCUUAUCUUUGCCAUAUUUUCAACUAUGGUUCCUGAAGUUCAAUCUCUUUCCCUUGCACCUGCACCUGCUCCCUCCAGCGAUGGCAAUUCAAUAGACCAAGGGAUUGCAUGUGCGCUGAUGCUUGUGGCGCUGGUUGUCACAUACCUCAUCCACCCUCUCGACGCCUCUUCCCAUCAGCUCUGAAUUAUCUGUAUUAUUUUGUUAUAUAAAUCCAACAUUGUAGGAGCUAAGAUUGAAUUCAUUUCAGGGACAUGAACAUUGUACUGCACCACUACUUUGAGAUUAAUCAUAUUGAUGAUGACCAUUUUACCUA
Molecule: messenger RNA, 535 nt
Organism: Lotus japonicus
Lineage: Eukaryota; Viridiplantae; Streptophyta; Magnoliopsida; Fabales; Fabaceae
Product: arabinogalactan protein 20
Exons: 2
Coding region: 178-405 (75 amino acids)
Source: RefSeq, a predicted model, not a curated record